AUGAAGAAGGAUGCGCCCGUCCUCCUGGGCUUUCCCGGCCGCUUGGUAGGCGCUGGAGAGAGGCUGGACCACUACACCACGAAGGUGGGCGGCGCACCCGACUGGCCCGCAUCGGUAUCGGCGGCGGCGGCGGCGGCGGCAGUUGAAGGUGCCGACGCGGGCGACUCUGAUGCCCCGGCGGUUGCCGUCCCCGCGGCUCCCCCCGAGGAGCUCACGCGGUGCCCCACGUGUUCAGCCGUGAUGGCGCUCGUGGUGCAGGCGCACGCCCCGCUCGGGGCAGAGCCAGAUCAGCCCGACGCGCCCGACAGGUCGCUCUACCUGUUCACGUGUUUCGAUCCGCGUUGCGCGUCCGUGCGAGGCGGCAAGAACCGGGGUCGGUGGCGCGCGCUGAGGGCGCAGAGCCCCGGCGCCGGCGGUGAUGGCGCGUGGGGCGGUGACGGAUCCGCGCGGGGAGGGGUAUCGUGCGCUCCGCUCGAGGGUGAGGGCGCGACCGUGGCGGUCAUCGGUGACGAUUGGGGCGGCGGCGGCGGCGGCGAUUGGGGCGGCGGCGGCGACGGCGGUGACGACUGGGGCGGCGGCGGCGACGGCCAAGGCGCGGGGGCAGGGGCCGAGAUGGACGAUCUGGCCGAUGCCCUGGACAGGCUCGCGACGCGACCGACGACGACGACGACGACGACGACGACGACGAAGAGGCGGACAGACGCCGCUAGCGUCGACGCCGACCUCGACCCCGACUUCGAUCCCCGCGCCGCGUGGCAGGGUCCCCGCGUGCCGGAGUUCUUCCUCGUCGCGGACUGGGAGCCGGCGUCGUCCUCCGGCGGCACCGCCGACCUCGCCGAGGCGGAGCGCGCGCUCGCCAGGUACACCGAAGUCGAGGGCGGCGCCGCUUUGGGGGAGUCGGCGCGAAGCCCCGGGUCGCGAGAGGCGGCGGGGGCGGGCAACAACGAAUGGGCCGGCGAGGGGUACGAGGCCGGCACCGUGGACGGUCUCGACGGGCGGUACCUCAAGUUCAGCAAGCGGAUCCGACGCGCCCCGGAGCAGUGCGUCCGGUACGCGUUCGGCGGCGGCGGGUUGGUGUGGCCGGCGGACGGGCCGGGUCCCGCUAAGACGACCCCGCGGUGCGGAAGGUGCGGCGCGGAGCGGCGGUGCGAGAUUCAGCUCAUGCCGCCGCUCCUCCACUUCGUCGCGGAGGCGGCGGAUUGGUCCAAGGGGAACCGGCGCGGACCAGUCGUCGGUGCGGACCAGCUGGACGCGUGGGACUGGCAGACGGUGGCUGCGUUUACGUGCUCAAAGUCGUGCGCGGAGGGUUCGGGUGAAAACGGCGGUGAGACGCAGUGGACGGAGGAGCACGUGGAGUGCGUCGACGGGGACGGGGGCAUCGCCGAGCUGCUAAAGUUGGGUGACGGGGUGGUGAUCGAGACCGCGGUGCCCGUCGACAUGGCUGACGCCAAGUGA
Molecule: messenger RNA, 1455 nt
Organism: Micromonas commoda
Lineage: Eukaryota; Viridiplantae; Chlorophyta; Mamiellophyceae; Mamiellales; Mamiellaceae
Exons: 1
Coding region: 1-1455 (484 amino acids)
Cellular component (GO): cytoplasm
Source: RefSeq, a predicted model, not a curated record